This is a messenger RNA of Aphanomyces invadans, 6638 nucleotides long. RefSeq lists its product as hypothetical. The transcript has 17 exons. Bases 1 to 6549 code for a protein of 2182 amino acids. The record is from RefSeq and is a predicted model, not a curated record. Lineage: Eukaryota; Oomycota; Saprolegniomycetes; Saprolegniales; Verrucalvaceae.
AUGAAGGGGCUCAUGUGGAAGCGAGGGUACACGCUCCCCACCAUGAAACGUGUGUUCUGUGUUCUGGAAGGGUCCAUGCUGUCAGUGUACGGGUCCGAGCACGAGUUCGACCGAGGCCACGCUCCGCACAAAGUGAUUGAAAUUACGCAAGUCCAGCUCUGGGACGGGCGGUCUACGUUCAAGCACUACGACCACGGGUUCGUCCUCGUCGCUCUCGGGGGCAAAUCGUACCAGUGCAGCGUCGACUCGGCUUUGCUUCAAAAGGAAUGGAUUCAUGCGAUUCAGUCGUCGCUUGAAGAGCCAUAUCGAAUCGUGGCAGAUGAAAUCAUCGACGCCCAAAGAGACUUGAAUUCGGAAGUCAAGGAAGAGCGCGACACCGCAUCCAUCGCGGCAGAAGCAGUCAAGCGCGCCGAAGACGCAUCUCGCGCGAUCCGCGGCGGCGAAGAACAUGUCAAAAUGCUCAAGGAAAAACAAGUUGUAUUGAGUCAAAAACUUCAAGGGACCACGGACGAAUUGCACGAUGCCGAGCGCAAAGCGAACGAAACGAUGGAAAAGGCCCAGGCGGCCAAGCACGUUGCGCACGACGAUAUCCUGCGCCAUGCCGCACAACCCAGUCGAGUGUCGGACGCGCUGAAGAAGGACGCGGCCACUCUCUCCGCAAUGUACGAAGUAGAGAUGAACGUGGUCACAACGCUGCAAAAGGCCCUCCACGACAUCCAGGAUGAAAUGACUGCGCUGGAAGGAACGAUUGCCGCCGCAGUCGCAGACGUGGCGGCGAUGAAGCAGAAUGCCGAGCAGACGAUCCAAGAAGCAACUGGAGCGCUCCACACGGCACAAACGGCCAAAGUCAAAGUGAAGUUGCGCCUGGCGUCGUGGACGUCAAGUCAUUCCCAUGUCGAUUCGCUGGCCCAAGGGUACUUGAAGGUCCAAAAUACGCUGCGGCCCCAAAUGCAUCGAAAGUACUUUGUUUUGUUCGGGAAGACGUUGUGCUGGUACAAGAAUGCAGACGACUACAUCCAACACAUCCGGUCACCGCUGGGGGUUGUCCACGUCGCGGGACCGAUCAAGGACUGGAGCGGCAAAGUCGGGCUCACAACGUACCCGAAUGCGUUUGCAAUUCCAACCGUCGAAGGCAAAGAGCUCCACGUGAGCGCGAGUGUGGCGAACGAAGUGUCGACGUGGAGCGUCGCCAUUCUCACGGGUGCGACAAUGAUCCCCAUGUCGCCAGAGCGUGCCCGCGAUGCCAAGACACGGCGCGACUCGUUCGACUUGACGUCGCCUCCCGCGCACACGCAUCGCAUGAGCUUCUUUGCGACAUCGGACGCCGGCCGUUUGGACAGUCCAUUUCCCCCGUCGCUCCAAAAGGACAAAGAUGUCGCCUCGAACAAAGCAGACGUUGUGGUUGUAGAGGGCAGUUUGGUGAAGCAAGGCCACUUCGUCCCGGCGAUGAAGCGCAAGUAUUGUGUCGUGGUCGGCAUUCACAUUUUCUUUUUUGACAGCCAUGAGCAGUACGUUGCGGCGAAGGCAGAGACGGGCAGCGACCCGCUGUCUCCCGACACAACGACUGUGCCGUGUUCGGAAGUAGUGCGUGUGGCCGACUGGGACGGGCGCCUGCUCUUGAUGACGUACCCCCACGCGUUUCAAAUCGAUACGGCGCAUCACGCGCAUAUCCAUUGCAGCGCCGCCAGCGCCGCGGAAAAGGAGCGUUGGAUGAAGGGGCUUCGUACGGCCAUCGGCCACCACGCCGCGAACGUCCGCGCUGCUGGUUCCCUCGAUUCAUUUCACCAUGUUGCGGACGAAUCCAAGGUGCCGCUGACAGACCAUGCUCGCGCCGUCCUCGAGUUUGAAACGAUCUUGACCGACUACUUUCACCAACACAACUCGGCCAAGCACGACGAUGUGUACAUGAUGACAAAGUUGUUUCAGGGACGUGAAGGCGAACUGCUCAAGCACCUCGACGAUGCCUACAGCACGACGUUAGCCAAAGACCACGCGUCCCUCGUGGCGAAGCUCAUGAAAUACCACGCCACGAAACUCGCUGACGACAGCGCGAUCGAGACGGACGGUCUGUUGCCGCAUCUGGAAGGCAUCUUGCACUACGACGUGCCGGCACUGCUCACGACGACCAAGGUGAAAGUGUACGCUGUGCUUUUGGGCAACAAGCUUCUUCACUUUACGACCCGCAUCGAAGCCCUCACCGAGCCAGACCAUCCCACGGAGACGCUCGUUUUUGUGGCGGCGGACUCGGUGCCAGAUCAGCCGCUCAAGCUCCAAGUCACGGACCCCUCCGGCGCCAAGCGAACAUACGACACGUCGUCGAGUGGCCAGCGCGACCACUGGAUUCGAGUAAUGCACCUCGGCAUCGAGUACGCCCGAGCGCAUCGGCAACGCGUCACGCUCAAAUUGAGCGAAAGCACAACGCUGCAAGAGAUUCUGGACUCCCCUGUACUGGACGACUGCAGUCCCGAAAGCGCCGAAUUCAAACAGCUCGUCGUGGCGUAUUAUGAGGCACACAAUCCCGAUGGUCUUGCGAGCAUUGAAGCCCUCUUGAUGCAUUUUCGAGGCAAAGAGCACUUGCUCCUGGCGUCUCUAGACAAGAUGUACGGGACCAACUUGGUUGGUGACGACCGCAUGAACAAAUUGUGCACCGCCAUGUCGGCGUACUCGUCCGACGCGCUUGGGGUGUCCGUGGCAGCUUCAACGUGGCGAGCGAGCUUGGCUUGCGAUGGAUCUGUCCCCCGGCACAAAAAAUCGGGGUUUGUCAUGGUCAAGUGCGCGCCAACGAUGCCGCAGCUGAAAAAGUGCUACUGCGUCGUCGAAGGGGCGACGUUUGCAUGCUACGCUGGCGUAGACAUGACCCAAGUUUUGCUUGGCCCGUGGCAAAUCGACAACGUCUCCAUGGGCGACGGUCAGUUUAGCAUGUACAUCGACACGGCGACAGGGACGAAAGUGUUUGCCCAGCUCCCGACGGAAGUCGAGUUUCACACGUGGCUCUCGGCGUGCCACGUGGCGAUCGCAACACACCACACGACCUCACUCAACGAGUCUCCCCUGGCAAAGUACCUCGUGGGGUUCUAUGGCAGGACGAACCCGGCCAAAGUCGCCGACGUCCCGCUCUUACUCGACGCGUUUGCUGGGCGGGAGAUGGACUUGCUCGUCAAAAUCGACGCCGUGUACCACACGAAUCUAGCGGCAGACCCGCAAGUUCUUGCGCUCGUCCCCAACGCGUCGGCAUUAUCGGCCACGACCUCCACCGCGGACGAGCCCCUCAUGCAAGGGUAUUUUAUGAAAAAGGGCUACGAGAUGCCGUCCAUGGCCAAGUUCUACGGCGUCCUCUUGGGCCAUGUACUGCACGUGUACGACACCAAAGAAGACGCCGUUGCCAAAACCGUGAGCCAUCCGCCGAAAGAGCUAGCGGCCGUGGCAGACUGGUCGGGAAGCACACACGACAAAUUUCGCUUUGGGUUGGAGCUGGUCACGGCCACCCACCGCACGUACUUUGUCGCAUUUGACUCGGACGAUACCAAGGUGCAUUGGAUGAGCGCGAUUCAACAUGGCCUUGCGCUCCAGCGUUUGGCGGCUCGCAAGGCGUCGGGGGCGCUCCACAGCGACGCGACCAAAGCCAUCCGCGACAAGAUCCUCCAGUCGUACAGCCACGUGAGCCAACACUUUGUCGACGAGCUGAACGGCGUGCUCGAGCUCUCGCAUGGGUUCGACAUCGACGUGCUCAAAAUGCUCGACAAGAAAUAUGGCACGCACAUGUCGAUCGACCCGGACGUGACGGGGCUGUUGGGGACAACGCACGUUCCACAGGGCUUUGAAGCGGCCGUGGCGCUGACGUCGUCGGACGGGCAGAUGAGUCAGCCCCUUUACGGGGUCCUUGCAGACACCACCUUGCAAUGUUAUGCCGACCGAGAAAGCUACAAGACGGGGCAACUGCAGCCGCAAUUGAAUAUCACGUGCUUGGCUGUCGCGCCGUGGAAGGGACAAUUUGAAGGGUUCGUUGUCGACACCGCGGAAGGAAAGCCCGUGUACUUGCUUGGUGCGACGCCCGCCGACACGACCCGGUGGAUGGACGCGCUUCAGGCAGCUCUGGACAAGGCGAAUAUGCGCGGCCUGUUGCAUUCGGUCCCAGCGGAUGGAGGCAACGUGCUGUCGAGCUUUCUGUCGAUCGAAGCAAACGGAAAGCUCGUUCGACGGUAUGUUGUCCUGGAAGACUUGGAAAUCAAAGUGUUCAAGACACCCGACGCCUUGCAGCCGGCCGUGUGCUACGACGUGGUGGCCAUGGCGGCAUGGCCGUCGGCAACGGCUCCGAGCCAGUCCUUUCAGCUCGAUUGUCGAAGCGAGUGGAGUUCGGUCGUCCUGCGGUGCGUCGCCGACUCGGUCGAGAUCAAGGACAACUGGCAACGGCAAGUGGCCGCCGCUCUCAAGCAUAAGGCAGGGGAUGACUUGAUGCAAGACCAAGCGAUUGAACUCCAGGACGUGUCGUCGUGUGCGGCUGAGUUCCAAGCGUCUUCCGUACAGGGGUACAUGAUGUACCGAACGCAAGUCCAUGGCAAGUGGACGGAUGCGCAAGAGGGGUAUUUCAUGCUCCACCAGGACCGCUUGAUCGGGUACUCGGAUGAAACAAGAGCACGUGCGGGCGACGUGGCGAUGCAAAUCAUGGCCGUCCAGGUGAAGUCGCUGUUUGAAUCGCAAGCCACCGGCGGCCACGAAAAGGAUUUUUACCUUCAAGGCCAAGUCGCGAGUUCGCCGACGUCGACUACGUCAACGUGGCACUUUGCCCCACCAGACACCAACGAUCGGCACGUGUGGGUGGCUGCCAUCCACAGCGCUCUCAACGACAGUCGCGGUCGCACGAUAUUACAAGAACAAGAGGCGGAACUCGCGCUGCACGCGGCAACGGUUGGUGCCAGCCGCACGUUGUCGAAUCCGCGACUGGGCUUUGUGGUCCCCCACUCGUCCAUGGAAGGCAUGUUGCAGCGAGUGCAAGACGCAUUCCUCCACGUGGCACGGGAUCCGACCCGAUACUAUGUGCUGGUGCACGACAUGCUGCGGUGGUUUCCGACCAAGACCGACGCGUCAAACCGCAUCGACGACAGCAACAAUUGUCCGCACAUCGAACCGGGCAACGAAGGGGACGAAACCAGCUUGAAAGUCCUGUCCGUGUCCGAUUGGGGCGGCUCUCUAUGUGGCUUCCAAGUGGACGCUGUCUUUCGAGGCGUGACGGGGUCGAUCCAAUUUGUGGCCGCGAAUGCAUCGGACAAAGAGCGGUGGAUUCGAGCACUGAAAACAGCGUGCGACGAAGCGGUCGCGGAGCAGACGUUGCGUGAUAUCUUGACCCGUCAGGCGUCGCUGCAGUCGCAGCCAAGCAGCGAGAUUUUUCUGGAAGGGUUCGUCCAUCUUCGUCGGUCGCACUUUGGUGCGGCAUGGAAGGAACAUUAUUGCGUGCUCAAGGGCCCGUGGCUGGCUACGUACGACACGCGAGAGGACUUUGCAACUGCACCAGGCAAACCCACGAGCAAGCGGGAAGUUGUUUUUGUCGGGGACUGGUAUGGCGGUGUGUCGGCGGGCGGCGCGAAAAACAUGUUUCGAAUUGAAACAAUCGAAGACGGAUUCGUCGAGGCGUACGUGGACGACGCUGCGGACAAGCCGCAAUGGAUGCAGACGCUCCAGACAGCGGUCUCGUCGCUGAAAGCCGACCAACUGGUCACGCGCGAUUUGACCUUGCCUAGUUAUGCCGGGGCGACGAUGGAAGGGUACUUGACCAAGCAUGGCGGGACAGUCCGGGGCUCGCUCAAGCGGUAUUGCGUGCUGUUGCGCACGUUGUGGCUCUACUUUGCCUCGCAGGAAGAUGCCGUGAACGGCACCGACCCGCUCGGCACUUUACAAGUCGUUGGAGUCGAACCGUCGACGUCGGAGGGGAUCGUUUCGGAGCACUCGUUCAUGCUGCUCACGUCUGGACGAAAGGACAAACUGUGCUGUGAGGCGCACACCGGGGCGGAGAAGCAGCUGUGGGUACGCGCGAUCCAAGGCGAGUUGGACCAGGAGAAUGCUCUUCGGGGAGAUAUUCGUGCGGCGGAAGCCCGGGAGCGAUCAAAGGCCCAGCAGCUGCAGGACACAGUCAACAAAUCGCGAGUAAUCAACGAAGAAGCGGCGGCCCUCGAUGCGGAAAUGGAGGCGACCCUCAAGCAGUUGGAACACUACAACAGCGGUGGCGACGAUGACUUUGACGACGAGACCGACGAUGACGACGCCACUCCCUACGUCGAAUAUGUUGACGCACCCCACGACACGGCGCCGGAGAACUCGCCCGUUCGACGGGCCUCCAGAAACAAAACGACUCCGUCCCUUGUGUCUCGGCCAGACAUGCAUCCAGCCGACGACACCGACAACGCGGCGUGGCCGUGGUUUCGAUGGUGCAAAUGCUUUGCGCCGCGCCAGCCUCUCCAUUUGAAAGUCAACCACGACCCGAUGCUGACGGACCACGAGCGACGAAUGUACUCUUGCGAGUUCUACUCGAACGGGACGAUCGACUCGUCGCUUUAGGAAUGAAAUCGCUCCAUCGGUCUGAAUGUGACGUGAAUGCGAUCGCACGGUUGCAUGUCAUAGUUUCGAAAUAAGGCUCAGAGCUGUUC